This is a messenger RNA of Scomber scombrus (Atlantic mackerel), 2762 nucleotides long. RefSeq names its product RNA-binding protein 4B-like. Lineage: Eukaryota; Metazoa; Chordata; Actinopteri; Scombriformes; Scombridae. The record is from RefSeq and is a predicted model, not a curated record. The coding region runs from base 107 to 1147 and encodes 346 amino acids. Gene Ontology annotation, molecular function: mRNA binding. The transcript is spliced from 4 exons. Gene Ontology annotation, cellular component: cytosol.
AAAAAGCGGAAAUUAGCUGAGGCUCUUGAUACAUCCGUGAAAGGAAAGCUCUCGAAAGGGGGUUGAAUUUUUUUGUAGAGGCCGCUCCGUGAAAAGAUCUUUAAUAAUGGUGAAGAUUUUUGUUGGGAAUUUGCCUCGGGAGGCAGACCAGGAUGAGAUCAAGGCUCUGUUCACCCAGUACGGCACAGUCACAGAGUGUGCCAUCAUCAAGAACUACGCCUUCGUCCACAUGGAUGACCGCAAGGCUGCCACCAAAGCCAUCAAGAACCUGCACCUCUUCAAGCUACACGGCACACCGAUCAACGUCGAGGCCAGCCACGGGAAGAACCAGGGAUCUGUCAAACUGCACGUUGCAAAUGUCGAAAAGGGAUCUGACGACGAGCUGCGGUCUCUUUUCGAGGAGUACGGCACGGUCACAGAGUGUGCUGUUGUCAAGAAUUUUGCUUUCGUACACAUGUCCAACUCUGAUGAGGCCAUGGAUGCCAUCAAGGGACUGGACAACACAGAAUUCCAAGGCAAACGCAUCCAUGUGCAGAUUUCCAAGAGCCGUCCCAGACAUGACGAACGGGACGACUACCCCCCUCCUCCCCCAGACAGGGCAGGCUAUUGGCCCCCACGCUAUCCAGGAGAAAGGCAUGAGCCACCACCUCCUAGCUACCUGAGAGGCCGCAUCAGCCACAUACCCCCAGGUUACCCCGCCCCUCCUCUACCGCCCCCUCCCCCCAGGCGAGCCGUUUACCCUGAACGACCCUAUGAGGGUGAGAGGGACAGAUAUGGCGUGGUAGAUUACUAUGAGAAGUACAGAGCCCGUCCUUAUGGCAUCGCCUCCUACGAGGACCAACGUGCUGGUGCUCCUCCUCCUCCCCCUCCCCCUUCAGCCGUCGUGCGAGACCGCCUUAUGACCUCGCCGCUCGACCCGUACGAGCGUCGGCCUCUCCCUCCUCCUCCGUCCUCGUACUAUGCCCGAGACCGUAGUCCCCUCAGGAGGGCGCCUAGCACGCCAAUGCCCCCUGCUGGUAACGGCUACUCCUACGAGCGCUCCCGUCUCUCUCCCGUCCCCCGGGUCCCGGCAUACGGAGUUCCUCGAGCCAGGGACCCCUACGCAGACCGGCUGCCUCCGCCACCGCCUGCACGCUACGCUUAUUAAGCAAGCCCCCGGCAUGUGAAGUCAAGGAUCGUCGUUCGACUGCGUCGCCGCUCGCCUCCUCCUGAUGCACGUGACGCUAUCCUCUUCCUGUCUGUGGCUGAGCGCGUUAACGUUCCCCUGCGAUGCUCACAGGAGGAGCUGAAAUGCCGACGUCCACGUCUGUUUUUGUUUUUAUUAUUUUGGGACAGUUUUUACACUCGUAUUUUUCCCUCUUGAUUGUUCAGUUUGUCAAUGUGCUUUAGAAUUUUAAUACUUGACGUCCAAGUAAGGCGUUUUUUGUUUAUUUUUUUAAUUUGAACUUUUACGUUUGAAUAAUUAGUGUACUGGUAUUGUGUGUGACCUUUGGAAAGCUGAAUCAGCAGCAUUUUGUAGGCGAUACCUGUGACUUUAGAUUUAACUGAACUGAAUGUUUGGUACUAAAUCCAAUCUGCACGUUGGUUCCAUCAUGUUGACCUUUAUCACAAACGCAAACCAAACCAAACCACCAUGUGGCGUUCCUGUGAAAAUCUAAACUGAAAAGACGUUAGACAAAUAUAUAAAGUAACUGUUAAUAGGACAGUCAGCGUAAAACGUCUACAUGUACCUGUAUAUUGUCGAACAUGUUUUCAAUAAAAAAAAAAUUGUGCAGAAAUUGUGCUCGAAGUCAUGCCCAGCGCUUAAACACCUAAUCAAUGUGACCGCCUGAAUUGAUUCAAAUACUUUAAUAGAGCCUUUCGACAAAUACCUAGCUUGUCAAGUAAGAGAUUAUCCAAUCAUUAAGGAUGAACUGACGCAUAAUAGACUUGUUAAAAUCGAUGCACUCAUUAAUGAAAUACAGCCUGUCUGAAGUGCCCCAGCCUCGUUCAGCAGCGUACCUUUUUAGCUUGUCCCCUUCUGUGCCAAAAAUUGGAAGUUGCCCAUAAUGGAGCUUCAGCGCAGGGCAUAACACUUUCCGGGCAUUACUUCAGGUUGGAUUUUGAAGUUGAGACUAGUUAACCCUGAAUCUGGGGGGAUGGCAUCAAAGGCUGUUGGACACCUUCAGAAUUCACAGGUAAGUAAAGGGCUUAUGAUGUAGAAACUUAUUGUGACAACACAUUUGAACUUUGUAAAGGCUGUCAUUCCUAGUUGUGUCCUACAGAGGUUUGUAACUGAAAAUUAUUGUAGCCUUGUUCAGGUUUAGGUUUGCUAGCUAGUCAAGUGUUUUAAUUCAUUACCUGUUCUCAAAGGUAACCAUUCAGCUGAAAAUCUGCUACUCUAUAUUGCAAAUGUUUGUUAAGAAAUAGUCAGGUGACAAAUUGUUGAGACCCUCAGAAAUUUAGAUAUCAAUAAAUGAUCCUCAGUUUGAUGAUCAUUGUUGGUUUUGGAGGACAAUGUGUUUCAGAAUUGGUAGAGAAGCAUUCAGAGCAGCAAGAAUACUUAGUCAAGAUUUAGAGUGAGAUGACGAAAGAACAAUCAGGAAGCUCUUGCAUUUGCUCUUGCAGAUGUUAGUUUUAUGAAACACUUAUAAAGCAAGAAGUCAAGUUACAUACAAAUUGCUAUAUUGACAGAUUUUGCAUACGUUUUGAUGGAUGUGAUAAUCUGACAGGACUCUUUGUAUUACCAUGUUGGAUUCUGACCUGCAUGAAUAAAAUAUUUA